This is a messenger RNA of Aspergillus bombycis, 1917 nucleotides long. Its product is annotated as beta-glucuronidase. The coding region runs from base 1 to 1917 and encodes 638 amino acids. The record is from RefSeq and is a predicted model, not a curated record. The transcript has a single exon. Gene Ontology annotation, biological process: glucuronoside catabolic process; carbohydrate metabolic process. Gene Ontology annotation, molecular function: carbohydrate binding; beta-glucuronidase activity. Lineage: Eukaryota; Fungi; Ascomycota; Eurotiomycetes; Eurotiales; Aspergillaceae.
AUGCAAAUUCUGAAGGCUCUAGGGUUCCUUUCCCUUCUUCCGCUUGCCUUGACUGUCCCCACAGACACACAUACCCAUCAUCUGCGCGAUGGCCCAGCUAGCGGAAACUAUUCCCAGGCCAUGCUCAAGCCGCAGCAGACGGUCACACGAGAGCUCAUAUCGCUUGAUGGACUCUGGAAAUUUGCCUUGGGGUCCGACGGCAACAGUUCACGACCGUGGACAGGCCCACUGAAAACCAACCUCGAAUGUCCGGUCCCGGCGUCCUACAAUGACAUCUUUGUGGACAGCGAGAUCCAUGAUCAUGUCGGGUGGGCUUACUACCAGCGCGACGUGAUUGUGCCAAAGGGCUGGUCCGAAGAACGAUAUUUUGUGCGCAGCGAAGCUGCCACACAUCACGGCCGGAUCUACGUCAAUGACCAUCUGGUCGCGGAGCAUGUGGGUGGAUAUACGCCAUUUGAGGCGGAUAUCACCGAGCUUGUAACCGCCGGAGAGCAAUUCCGCCUGACAAUAGCUGUCAACAACGAACUCACGUAUGAGACGAUCCCACCUGGCAAAGUGGAAGUUCUUGAAGCGACAGGUAAAAAGGUGCAAACGUAUCAGCAUGACUUUUACAAUUAUGCCGGCCUGGCUCGGUCGGUGUGGUUGUAUUCCGUGCCACCGGAGCACAUCCAGGAUAUCACCGUUCGGACGGAUGUUCAAGGCACCACGGGCUUGAUUGACUACAGUGUUGUGGCCAGUGUGUCAAGCGGAACGAUCCAGAUCGCUGUUCUAGAUGAAGAUGGUACAAAGGUAGCAACAGCGUCUGGAUCGAACGGCACCAUCCAGAUACCAUCCGUCCACCUCUGGCAGCCCGGCGCCGCGUAUCUCUACCAAUUCCACGCCAGCAUCGUAGGCUCUUCCAACAAAACUAUCGAUACAUACAAACUAGCAACGGGAAUCCGCACGGUGAAGGUGGAGGGCACACAGUUCCUCAUUAAUGAUAAACCCUUUUACUUCACUGGGUUCGGCAAACACGAGGACACUGCUAUCCGCGGCAAAGGUCACGAUCAGGCCUACAUGGUGCACGACUUCCAACUUCUACACUGGAUGGGAGCUAAUUCGUUCCGAACCUCGCACUAUCCAUACGCGGAGGAGAUCAUGGAAUAUGCAGAUCGACAGGGCAUCGUUGUGAUCGAUGAAACACCCGCCGUUGGUCUAGCAUUCUCCAUCGGAGCAGGCGCCCGGACAUCCAACCCACCGGCGACGUUUAGCCCAGACCGCAUUAACAACAGGACCCGCGAAGCACACGCCCAGUCUAUUCGCGAGCUUAUCCACCGUGACAAAAACCAUCCCAGCGUGGUGAUGUGGUCUAUCGCGAACGAGCCCGCUUCCAACGAGGACGGCGCCCGCGAAUAUUUCGCUCCUCUGCCGAAGCUGGCUCGACAGCUCGACCCGACGCGCCCUGUCACCUUUGCCAAUGUGGGGCUUGCUAGCUACCAGGCUGACCGUAUUUCAGACCUCUUUGAUGUUCUGUGCCUGAACCGGUAUUUUGGUUGGUACACUCAAACGGCCCAGCUCGACGAGGCCGAAGCCGCGCUGGUGGACGAGCUUCACGGAUGGACUGAGAAGUACGACAAACCCAUUGUCAUGACGGAGUACGGAGCAGACACGGUGGCGGGCUUGCACUCGGUCCUGCCAGUUCUUUGGAGUGAGGAGUUCCAAGUGGAGAUCCUGGAUAUGUAUCAUCGGGUCUUUGAUCGGUUUGAUGCCAUGACAGGUGAACAUGUCUGGAACUUUGCGGACUUUCAGACUGCUGCGGGAGUUGGCCGUGUCGAUGGAAAUAAGAAGGGUGUUUUUACUAGGGAUCGGCGGCCAAAGGCAGCUGCUCAUUUACUGAGGAAAAGGUGGACAAACGUUGUAAAUGGGACGGAUAGCUGA